AUGUGGACUGAAGUCGGGAAGCUUAUUCUCGUGCAUUUGUUUCUCGCUGAGAUCCAUUGCGCUAAAGGCACCCACGUGGAAUCGGAGUGUGAGACAGGGCAGUUUCAGUGCAGCAACGGACGCUGCAUCCCGACUCUGUGGAGAUGUGAUGAUGACGACGACUGCUCGGACAAUAGUGACGAAGAAAACUGUCGUAAAGCCAGCCAACCAUACUCCAGUUUCAUCCUCCACGUAUCCCACAUCUGCUCCUGGAUGUCUGGGGACCUGCCGCCGUGGCUGCCCUGA
Messenger RNA from Knipowitschia caucasica, 285 nucleotides. Lineage: Eukaryota; Metazoa; Chordata; Actinopteri; Gobiiformes; Gobiidae. The record is from the annotation of a GenBank genome assembly.